AUGCCAUGUGUCCCUAUGAGUCGCAGACCAGUGUCCAAGGCAGGCAAACCAUUCUCACUCCGUCCGUCACCUGCAGCAAUUAUCAUAUCAAUCCAUCCUGUUCAUGGCCCGAUGAACAUCACCAAUGAACAGGAAAUUACUGACGCACAGUUCAGUAAUUAUGCCAUUACGGAGUGCAUUAAAUCAGUGCGACCACUCGCUGCCCUCCUUACUGCCUCACUUUUAGCAAAGUCACCAAAUGCUAACAAAUGUCCAUCAGAUUUGGGAAACGAACACUGA
Brugia malayi is the source of this 279-nucleotide messenger RNA. RefSeq lists its product as uncharacterized. The transcript has 2 exons. Lineage: Eukaryota; Metazoa; Nematoda; Chromadorea; Rhabditida; Onchocercidae. The record is from RefSeq and is a predicted model, not a curated record. Bases 1 to 279 code for a protein of 92 amino acids.